Molecule: messenger RNA, 228 nt
Organism: Fusarium poae
Lineage: Eukaryota; Fungi; Ascomycota; Sordariomycetes; Hypocreales; Nectriaceae
Exons: 3
Coding region: 1-228 (75 amino acids)
Source: RefSeq, a predicted model, not a curated record
AUGGAUUUCGUCAAGAACGCUAUGGGUGGUAACAAGGAGGGUGGUGCUUCCAACAACAAUGCCGGCGGCGCCCAGAGCCAGGACUACGGCGACAAGGCUUUCUCCGCCCUCAACGACAAGGCUGGCUUCAACAUCUCUAAAGACAACCAAGAGAAGGCCACUGACUUUGCCCGCAACGCCUACGAGAAGAAGACUGGCAACAAGGUCGACCCCAAGAUCUCCAACUAA